UCACCAACACGAUACUGCUCUUGUCGCUGUAGUCAUCUUCAGCAUGUCAUCUCGCAGCGGUGGUCAUGGCAAGAAGAGGGACAGUUGCGUAGGUGAUGUGCUGGCGCUGGAGAAGAGUGGAGGGCAUGCCGCGAAGAAGAGGAAGGCUGUUGUGGGGGGCCCUUCCAUCAGAGGAGGCUUGAGGGAAGACGUGUGGGUUAGGGAUCCAACAACUUUCGAUGACGAUGAUGAAUUCAAGGAGAAGGCGACGGUGGGAGCUGCGAGAAAAUUGUCGAAGCGCGCAGAAGGCGGGGUCCGAAUAAAUGACGGGGGGCGUCAAGGUAUUCAACAACCCCGCGGUGGGGGGUUCCGUGGUGGGAAUGAUGGAGUCAUCGACGUGGACGUCGUUGCUGUGCCGGCGGAGGUCGUAGUGAAGGCAGGGGCUUAGACGGGCCUUGCGGGGGAAAUGCCACAACAACACGUGUCACUAGGCCACUAGAGGGGCAGCAGUUUGGA
Chara braunii is the source of this 495-nucleotide messenger RNA. The record is from the annotation of a GenBank genome assembly. Lineage: Eukaryota; Viridiplantae; Streptophyta; Charophyceae; Charales; Characeae.